Messenger RNA from Camelina sativa (false flax), 2713 nucleotides. RefSeq lists its product as uncharacterized. The record is from RefSeq and is a predicted model, not a curated record. Gene Ontology annotation, cellular component: plasma membrane. Lineage: Eukaryota; Viridiplantae; Streptophyta; Magnoliopsida; Brassicales; Brassicaceae.
AAUAAAAUUGAGAAACCCAAUUCUGAGGUCACCACAACUCUCACAUACAACUCCAUAAGAGAGUUUGCUCGAAGAAGAAGAAGAUGCAGAAACAUUUUAAAAUCCAUUUUUGUUUCCUUUUCGUAUGAUUCGAAACUCAUCAUUCCUUCUCUAAAUCAUACACUAUACUUUCUUAACCUUAAUCUCAAUCUCCAAGCUCGUUUUUUUUUCAAUUCUCACUAGUAUUGAAAAUCUCGAAGCUUCUCUUCGGAUAAUAAUACCUUAAAUGGGUGAUUAGUUACUCGAAAACCUAGAUGAGAUUUUGAGAACUAGUCCGGAAUUGGAGCCGUGUUGUGUUUUUUUUUUUUUGGGGGUUCAGUUUCUCUCGAGGGGUUCGAUUUCGGAUUCGUGAAAUAUGGACAACGGCCAUGAGGAAAGAUUUGCCCAGAGGUUUUCAGGAGUGGGUCUCGGAGAAUCUUCUGGUUCCCAUGAAAACGACGUUAAAAACGAUAGCUUGUUUCAAGUUAUCAAAGCUGUUGAAGCAGCAGAAGCCACAAUCAAGCAGCAGGUGGAGGAGAAUAACCUCUUAAAGGCUGAGCUUCAGAGAAGAUAUCUGGAGCUUGCCAAAUAUAAAUCAGGAGAAUCCUUGCCUCAGACAUCUGAUCUCCACUCGAAUGCUACAACCGGUGGGUCUUCCCCGUUACACCUUUUGGCCGCUGGUGUUAAUCCAGUUGACCGGGGGAAGGGAAAAAUCAAUGCUUCAGGUGCUGAUUCGUCAGGUAUGCUGGUUGUUCAUCAGCAAGUGUAUCUAAAUGGAGAGGAAGCUACUGUGAGUCAUCGUUCUGAAGACCAUUCUGAGGGAAUCAUGACUAAUGGCAUUGUCAGAGGAACUGUAGGUGUUGCGGGAGCCUCUCAAUUUUCUUCGUCGCCAUCUACAAUAUCAUUGUCUCCUAUGAGACCGCUAUUGGAAGGAGAUCACUCGCACAUCAACUCAUUUUCUCAUGAGUUGAUGCCAGUAGGUGGAGUGAAUAAUUCGGGCACCGCAUGGAAGCAGGAGCUCAUUCACAAGGUCCAAGAACAGGACCAAGAGAUUUUGCGCUUACGAAAAUAUCUUGCUGAUUAUUCUGUCAAGGAAGCCCAAAUACGAAAUGAAACAUAUGUUUUAGAAAAACGUAUUGCGCACAUGCGUUUGGCAUUUGAUCAACAACAACAAGACCUUAUUGAUGCUGCAUCAAAAUCUCUCUCAUACAGACAAGAGAUCAUUGAGGAAAAUAUUCGCUUAACAUAUGCCUUACAGGCUGCAGAGCAAGAGAGAUCUACUUUUGUGUCGUACUUGUUGCCUCUUCUGUCAGAAUAUUCGCUGCAUCCACAAAUUUCUGAUUCUCAGUCUAUUGUUAGCAGUGUGAAGGUUCUAUUUAGGCAUCUGCAGGAGAAGCUCCAUCUUACUGAGACAAAGCUAAAGGAGACAGAGUACCAGUUAGCACCGUGGCAGUCAGAUGUAAAUCACUCAAAUGCGUCGCCUUUGUCAGCAUAUCAACCUGUUGGUGUGGGUUUGAGAUACUCAACAGAUCCGGAACACCAUCAUCAAGAUGGGCGUGGUGGCUCAGCUGCAAGUAAUUACCAUUUUGAUGAUCCCGAGAGUAGGUCGCCAGCCUUCCAGAUGCCUGUGCAGCCAGCUCUCAACCAAGAUGAAUCUCAUGGACCAAAUAAUCGUGUUCAGUUUCGUGAGCCCCUCAGCAAUACUUUUAUGGAUGAUGCAUAUGCAGAAGAACAAGCGGAUACAAAUCAAACUUUGGAAAAUUCGACUUAUGUGGCUGUUGAUGAUCCAAGCCCCUCAAAUUAUCCGAUUUUGGCCCCAGUUCUUGAGGAACCAUCUUCAUCAAUUUCCGAGGCUGCAGAUGAGGAUCCAUUGCCAGGUAUAGCAGACUUACAGAUAUCAGGAGAACCAUUUCCUGGACGAGAGCUUCAGGUUUCUGGUCACUCUAUCAAUGGAACGACAAAAUGUAAUUUUGAGUGGGUACGACAUUUGGAGGAUGGAUCAGUAAACUACAUUGAUGGAGCAAAGAGGCCAAAUUAUCUUGUCACUGCCGAUGAUGUUGAUUUAUACCUUGCUAUUGAAGUUCACCCCUUGGAUGACAAGAACCGCAAGGGGGAGCUUGUGAGGGUCUUCGCCAAUGAGAAUUGCAAGAUCACAUGUCAUCCAGAGAUGCAAAGCCAUAUAGAGAAGAGUCUUUAUAAUGGUCAUGCGUUAUACAAAGUAACCUAUUCAAUUGGUUAUAUGGAUAUAUGGGAAGCAGCUACAUUGUCUAUCAAGAAAGAAGGCUACAGCAUCAAACCUAAUAAUGAUCCUGUAAUUACAGAAAAGUUCUCCUCUUCUACUGCGAUUGUGAUUCCCUUUGAUCAGCCUGCGGAUUUUGUGAUUAUUGGUACCGAUGGCGUGGAGCAUCUCUGUCGAGUGGAGAAUGAUGCAACAGAUCUUAGCUGCUCAAGAGAUACAAUUGUGCUCACUCUUAGAUUAUUUCUAAAGAAGGCUCUGCAGAGAAAGAAGCAGAAGAAAAAAGGAUUUUUGUUUAACAAAUGAGUUUUUGGUAAAUAGUAUUGUUGGCUCUUUCUUUUUUCUCUGGCCUCUCCAGCUUUACAAUAUUAGAGAUAGUCUUAUGAACGGGUUAGUGUUAUUUAUGUAAGGCUGCUGUGCUAUAGCUGAUUCAAAAAAAAAAAAAGACUAUUCAAUCGA